UAUUUGUGAGCUAAAACAACUCUUUUCUCCUCUUCCAAAAUAGCAGCUUUUUUAAAAUGACAUCUUCAUGUCAGAGGCACUUUUUUGGGUUAUAAACUUUUGAUGCCAGACCUCUGCAGCGCGUGCCCAACUGAAUCUUAAAGUAGCAUCUUGAAGAGAAAGGCAUAGAGAGAGGGAGAGAUAUCUGUGACCUUCAUCCCUGCACCUUCCUUCUUCUUCUCCCUUUCGGUCUGCCUCCUUCCUCACCCAAGGAACGUGGGGGGCAAGCACACUUUGGAUGCAGUUGGGAGAAUUCGUUUCUCCGAUGGUGGAAAGCUGAGGCUGGAUUUUGGGGGAGGAUCAUUAGACUUGGAGGAGCCCGGGCUCUUUCUCUCCCACGCUCCCAACCCUCCCCCCUUUUUGCUCCUGGAUCGCUCAGUCCCCUUCCUCUCCCCCCGCCCGCUUCCUGUGCCCGGCUGGGGGGCGCCUGCGGUGCCGCUGCUCCAGUUCAGGGAAGUUGUGGCUGUCGAGGAUGGGGGUCGGUGGGUACUUGCUGCUGCCCUGGAGGUUCCUCGUGGUCCUGUCUCUCAGGCUGCUGUUCCUUCUGCCCACAGGAGUGCCAGUGCGCAGCGGAGAUGCCACCUUCCCCAAAGCAAUGGACAACGUGACGGUCAGGCAAGGGGAGAGCGCCACUCUCAGGUGUACUGUAGAUGCACGGGUCACAAGGGUAGCCUGGCUAAACCGCAGCACAAUCCUCUAUGCUGGAAAUGACAAGUGGUCCAUAGACCCCCGUGUGGUUAUUGUGGCCAACACUAAAACCCAGUAUAGCAUCAUGAUUCAAGAUGUGGACGUUUAUGAUGAGGGUCCAUAUACCUGCUCUGUACAGACAGACAAUCAUCCGAAAACCUCUAGGGUCCACCUCAUAGUCCAAGUUCCUCCCCAGAUCAUGAACAUCUCCUCAGACAUCACUGUGAAUGAGGGAAGCAGCGUGACCCUCCUGUGUCUUGCUAUUGGCAGACCGGAGCCCACCGUGACAUGGAGACACCUGUCAGUCAAGGAAGGUCAAGGCUUUGUGAGUGAGGAUGAGUAUCUGGAGAUCUCUGGCAUCACGCGGGACCAGUCUGGGGAAUAUGAAUGCAGCGCUUUGAAUGAUGUUGCUGCACCAGAUGUGCGGAAAGUAAAAAUCACCGUAAACUAUCCUCCCUAUAUCUCAAAUGCCAAGAAUACUGGGGUGUCACUGGGUCAGAAAGGCAUCCUCAGGUGUGAAGCUUCUGCUGUCCCCCUGGCUGAAUUCCAGUGGUUCAAGGAGGAAACCAGGUUAGCCACUGGCCUGGAUGGAGUAAGAAUUGAGAAUAAAGGCCGCAUGUCCACACUGACUUUCUUCAAUGUUUCAGAAAAGGAUUAUGGGAACUAUACUUGUGUGGCAACAAACAAGCUUGGGAAUACAAAUGCCAGCAUCACAUUGUAUGAAAUAAGCCCAUCAUCAGCAGUGGCAGGGCCUGGAGCAGUCAUUGAUGGGGUAAGCUCUGCCUCCAGAGCACUGGCAUGCCUCUGGCUAUCGGGGACCCUCUUUGUCCACUUCUUCAUCAAGUUUUGAUGAGAAACCCUAGGGUCCUCUGAGCGACGCCUGGCUUCUCCAUACCACAGACUUUACUCUUCUACACUGCGGAGGGCAAACCAGUUUUGUUUUGUUUUUGUUUUUCAGCUUGAAUGAGUGGGGAUGGGGGGAGGGGGUGGGGAGGGUUCUGCAAUGUGUAGGAUAAUCAAUCAUGGGUGUGUUCAAAAAUUGAAUCUGUUUCUUCUCCCUUAGCCCUACCUUCUCUUCUGCCCCUCUCCCCAUUGUCUUCCCCAUAACUUCUGUUUUGGCAAAAAGUCUGUUUCAGUUGAACCCAUAAAUGCCCCAGAGAUGCACCUUGGUUCAUGAAAUAGUGCACGACGAGAAUUACAUCAGAGAGUCCUAGUGUCUGUGUCUUUUAAGCUAACAAAUCACCUUUUUUGUUAUGCUGUACAAAUGACUCCAUGUUAUGUGUCUGAUGACAUUGGAUUUAUCUCUCCCAUCAGGGUGGAUUUUUAAUAUAUGUAGACAUAUAUAUUAUUCUACCACCUCCCCUUGGCACUGUACUCGACCCAUCACCUCAAAUACCUGCAGCAAAUAGAGGUGUGGGGCCAAGGGGAUUGUGAAACCUGCUUAAAGUAGAAGCACAUCUGAUAAAGGAGAGAGAAAAUCUCUGGAUUAUGGGAAACUGGAACUGAGUGGAUAAGAAGAGAAAAGAUUGGGGGACUGAGUUUCUUCUUUAAAAAAUCCUGGCUGGUGGAUUAAAAAAAAAAAAGGAUAAAUAGGUGGCUGAUUCAUUGGGUCUUAUCUAGCUAUCAAUCACAGCAAUCCUAAGACUAUCCAUCUACUCAACUUGUCUGGUCUAUCCAUCCAUCCAAUUAUCUACCCACCUGUCUUUCUCUCUAACAAUCUAUUUACUCUAUUUAUCAAUCUAUCAAUGUAAUUAUCUACAUUUCUCUCCAAGUCUCUCCCUCUCUACUCUUACUCAUCUAUCACUAUAAUCAUCUCUAAUCACUUAGUGUCUAUCUUUCUCUUCAUUUCUUUCUCAAAUCAACCUACCCUAAAAAAAUUGUGUUUCCCCAGUUACAUAUCAAUUUUAUAUGCAAAAGCCAAUUUUCUCAGAUUAACCAGAAAGAUAAGCAAUAUCCAAUCACAUGGACAUUUGAGAAUGUGGCAUCCCAUUCACCAAAAGUAGUCUGUGAUAACCCAUAAGUUCUAGUAGGAAUCCAUCACUUACUACACACUAAAGCAUUUUCUUCUCUAGACACAGAUGAGUCCCAUGAGUACCUUAACUAACUAGCAUGAUGUUUUCCUUUAGGAUUUGAAUGUCCAAGAUGCCAGUCAUCAGAAACACAUGUGCUUUUCUACCUUUCAAGGAAGCACAUGUUAUGAUCCAAUUUGACCAAAUCCAGGGCAUAUAUAUAUAUAUUCCCUUUCAAAAGAAAAAAACACACAUAUACAAGACACUGACCUCCCACAAUGUAAAUGCAUCAUUCAACCUGUCUGAGCUUCAGCAUCUCAGUAAGUGUCCCCAAUCUGCUCCAGUCUGGGUUUGGCCUGUUUGAAAACUAUCCAGUUAAAAGCUGAUAGAGUCCAAUUACAGGGCUGGUGUGUUGACAGUGCUCAUAUUUGUUUCGGAAGCUCUUCUGAGCAGAGGGCACUUGAGCAACUGACUUAAUUUCCAAGCACUUGAUUAACCCAACACUGCAAACAGAAGGGGAAAAUAUGUGUCACACACAUAUUUCCUCUUUUGUUGGGCUUCUUCCUCCAGUGGCUUUGAGGAAGUCUAGCACCAUCUCUCUUUUCUCUAUAUCAUAACUGACCCAGAUUCCAUGCAAGAGUUGAACUUUCAUGCCUGUACUUUCUUGGGGCAUCUCCUGGGACAAUCAGGAUUUGGCUAUCCUGUGUGCCAGUGGACCAAAAAGAUUGCAAUAAAAAUGACCCUGGGUUAGAUCUCUCUUUACAUACUUAAGGUACUGCCAAGAGGGACAUGUAAAUCGCCGGAAUUGGCAUUCUCCCAUUCAUUCCCUGACCUGGUGUGUUAUAUAAUGCCAGCAGCCUCACUAGAAAAAAAAUGGGCUGUUCUUAAAGCAUAUUCUGUCGAUUGCUCUUAAUGUAUAAUACUUAUUCUUCUUUCCCCACCAUCACAAUCUGCCUCCCCAGUUUUGUCUGUGUCAGCUCCGGGACAUGACAUACAAAGUGAAAAAAUCCAUCCAUGCACCUUGUACCUCCUUAGGUGCUUUCAGCGCACAAAAUGCCAGGCACUUUAGUGAAGGUCAAUUGUUUUGAAUGGAAUUUUAGUCCCCUCAAACAAGAAGAAAAAGACAACCGCCAGGAGACAAAUUCCAGGAACAUGUAAGAUUUGCCAAUAGUUUGCUAUCUAUUCUAAGUUCCCAGGGACAGUCUAGUGAGCAGGAAUGAGGUUGGAAUUGAAGAUCAGACAUAAGCAUUUCAAAUUGUUCAAUACAGACACCUGAAUAAGUAAGGUCACAGCAAGACAUGUCUUAUGCAGAAUAUCUGAGUGCCAUAUUGAUAAACCAGAUACAUUGCUUAGGAGCCAAGCAUCUAUGUUGGGAGUAGGGAAAGAAGAGGGAACCAAUCCUUGAUGGUAUGAUUCUUGAAUGUCCAAGCUGCAUGUUUUCUAUUGGACCUUUCCUUCUAAAAGAUGGAUUCCCUACACCUCUUCAUGAGAGAGUACUUAAAGCAUCCCCAGAAAUAUGAUCUGGAAUGAUUAUAUCCCUGCCUUCUCCCUUUUACCACUUGAUGACCUGUCCUCUUGCUACACUUAAAUUAAGGAUCCAUAAUAUCAACUUUAUGAAUUCUCCUUCCAAUAAUGUGAAUCACAUCCCAUCCACACCUUGGUGGGUAGUAUUAAGAGUUUCUGUGGCUGAAAAAAAAUCUAUGACCUGGUGGCCACUUCUUAGUGUUGGUACUAGCCAAAAGAUAAAACCCUAGUAAGCUCCCACCUUCUCUCUCCCAUCCUAGGCACUGGGAGCAAAAAGGGAAGUCAGAAAACAGUAAAACUGUUCUGACUUUUUGAUCACCACCAUUCAUAGGAGAACAGGUGAGGAAGGCUUGUGAAAAUGGACCAUUGGGAAGGAAAAUGAAGUUUCUUCUAGGAAAUACGUUCAUGGUUUUCCGCUUUGUUAAUUUAACUUUGGUGGUGAUAACACCUCUGGACAAUGAUGUCUCAAAAAUAUGAUAAGACAUAGAAGAUAAGUGCUCCACUUGCCAAUUUUUCACUAAUAGGGAAUUUUACUACUUCCAUAUGGCUUUUAGUUCUGCAGGGAGAAUCCUUAAGCUUUUGGGGCAGAUUUGGCCCAAGGUUGCAAAUGGAGGAGCAAGGGUCUGCAGACACUAAUACAAAUGCAAGUCUUUGACCAGCUAGUAGCCCAUUUCAAUUUUGUCAAGUAGGAGACAAAAAAAAAAGACAAAUGCAGAUGAGGCCAAGUGGAAUUCAGCAAUGAAUCUAAGAAGUUCUCAUUCCCCUUUCCCAAAGCAAAGUUUAACACUUCCACCAAAGUAAUGUCAAUGAAAGUGCUUGUGGUAAGGCUAAUGCCAAGCUUGUUCUUCUGUAGUUUAAUGUCAAGUGCCUGAUACAGUCAUCCGCAAGUCUGUGUGUUUUCUUUUUCUGGGUUUUCUUUUUCUGGGGGGAGGGGGGGUCCUAGAAACAUGCACAUAUUUUAAGCUUAGAGUAUUGGGCAUUAUUGCUCUAAUCUGUCAGUGUUCAUCUAAACAAAGGGAAAUGGCAGGCUUUAGUAUCUGAAAGAUGCUCAAGUCUCUUCCCCUGCAGUCCAGCCUAGGCCAAACCUUGGAGGACAGCAGUCCACUGCUUGGGUAGUGGUUUUGUCUCAGGAGCUGACCAGCAUUGAACUUUGGGUGAGGGGCAUGUUCCAGGACUCUAGGCAAAGCAGAUAUAUAUCAGAUGUAGAAAGGCCCCUUUUUUGGGACCUGCUCAGUCAUCUUGUUCUCCACUUAAAGGAGGUUAGCACAUUACACCUGAGGUCAGAAGAAAUUCCAAGCUGGAGAAGAGCAGAGAACACCAAGGAAUACAGCUAACCCCAUGGGGAACAUAGAAUUGUCACUGCAUCGAGUCUUUAUAUACAAAAUAUGAAAGAGAGGAGUGAUGCUCCCAGCUGAAAUGUCUUCUCUUCUGCAGCUGUUGUGUGGCCCUUGCCAACAUUAUCACAGGAAAGAGGGGGAGGAGUGGUUAAGGGUGGGGAAAAACAUCUUCCCCAAUUUGACACUGAGCUGUCACCAGGGAGAAACUGGCUUUUAAAUAGCUGAAACCAGCCAAACAAAAAUGAAUCUCCAUAUCUUUAUAUAUAAUCAGGGGAAGCAGCUAGAAGUUUUGCUUUUUGGUGCAAUACAUUUUCCCUUCCUUUGUUUUUGUUCUUUGCAUAAGUCUUAGUGUUGAGAUCUUUCCAGUUUCAUUGACCAUAACCCCCCAACCCCAUCCAACCUGUCUGCCACUUGCUGCCACCCUCCCUCCAGCUUUUCCUCCAAGACACACAAACUGGAGGAAAUGCUGGAAAACUUCACAGGUGUGCAGUUUGGAAGGCAACAUUUUCUAACAUAUACCACAUGAUAAGAAGUCCUAAUGAUCACUAAAAACAAACAAAUGAGCAAAAAAGAAAAAGCCAGUCUCAUUUUCCACAUUGCUUACUGAAAAGAAGAGAAGUAAAUGAAGGGAGGAAGAAUUACAUUUGCAAUUAAAAGAUGGGGCAAAAAGAUAUUGAAACAGUUCAGGAUGGCUUUCAGGUGCAAAAUAUCCAGAAUCUCAAGUGAAGUGAAGUGGACUUAAUCAGGCACAAUUGUCUCCAUCCCAAAAGUAAUAGUUGACUAUGCUCAAUUCUUUUGGGGGCUUUUUAAAAAUACUUCUGUUUAAAAAUCUUCUCUUUAUUGGCCCCCAGAAUUAUUCAGAUGGCUGUCAAUAGCCCCAGGUGAAGAAUGUAGGAUCAUGAACCCCCUAGAGUUCUCUUGAGCCACAGUCAACAUUAUCUAGCAGAAGUAGAAUUGAUGACAAUGGUGAUAACAAUGACCAUGAUAAAACAGAAAUAGCUUCCCGUUGUAUCACUCAUGGGAAGCAUUUUUAAUCAUUCAAAUAAUUUCGUGACAUGUCAAGUGCAGUUGUGAGGAAUGUGUGGGUGUAUGAAAAUGUAUCUGUCCAGUUCUGAGUCCUUCUUUAGUUUUUAACAAAGUUCUCUAUGACUUAUCAAUGGUGCAGUUCUAGCUGUCAGAAUAUGGGUGUGCACAUUCUCACAAUUAUCCUUAAAAACAAAUCUAUGUUCAAAUGCUUUAAAAAUUUAUCAAAAAGAAACAAGAGUAUAACUUUGUCAACCUUCUAGGGUAAUUUUGAUUUGGUUUAUUUUAAUUUUAAUUUUCCUGUUUUUUUUUUUCUUAUUUCAAAAAAGCAAUGAAGUCUUUUUUGGUCAAUAAUUGUAUUAAGGGUGAUAUACUACCUGAAUUUUUGUGCAUGUUACAUUGUAGUUGUAACCUUUUCUAAUUCAGGAUGAAUAAGAGAUGGUUGUGAUUGUGCAGUGUAUCAAUAAAGUUCAAAGAAAUUUGUACCUUUGGGGGGCUAUUUAUUAGGCUUUUUUGGAUGUUGGGGUUGACAAGCAUAGUGCAACAUGUACGUCUUCUCAUUUAUUGAUAAAAUGGGUCCAAUGGGCCAUAAUGUAAUUACCAACCUAUGUGCCAAUGACCUGAAAACUGCAACAAACAUUUUCUUGUUUCCUCAUCUCCAUCCAUGCCCACCUCUACCUACGUAUGCUAAAUGGAUCAAUGUGGAUAAAACCAAUACCUUCCUGAAGGUGGCCUAUAGACUUUUUUCUCAAUUACCUAUGGGGAACAUACCAACUGUGUGGUUUACAGUCCUCAUAUGACAUAGGCCUAAGGUGGGAAGCAUUGGCACAGACUUUUUAAAAAAUGUCAGGUCAUGGACUAGAGAGAAUUUUCCAAAAUUGUAAGGGUGAUGCUCAGCAUUGAUACUUUACUCUGUAUGAUUCCUGUUGCUUGCAGCCACUGAAUUGGAGACUAUGAUGUUGUAAACAUGGCAAAAGAUGGUGAAUAUCUUGUGGGUUGAUUCAAAUAGAAUUGUAUACUGAU
Messenger RNA from Dromiciops gliroides (monito del monte), 7642 nucleotides. RefSeq names its product opioid binding protein/cell adhesion molecule like (gene OPCML). Gene Ontology annotation, cellular component: neuron projection. Lineage: Eukaryota; Metazoa; Chordata; Mammalia; Microbiotheria; Microbiotheriidae. The record is from RefSeq and is a predicted model, not a curated record. Bases 512 to 1576 code for a protein of 354 amino acids. The transcript is spliced from 8 exons.